This is a messenger RNA of Rhizophagus irregularis DAOM 181602=DAOM 197198, 230 nucleotides long. Lineage: Eukaryota; Fungi; Glomeromycota; Glomeromycetes; Glomerales; Glomeraceae. The record is from RefSeq and is a predicted model, not a curated record.
CCUUUUUUUUUAAAAAAAAAAAAAAAUUCCCCUUUUCUUAAAUUUCUUUUUAUCCAUCUUGUCUGUAUAAUAAAAAGCGAAUCGUGCCAACAAAACAAAAUUUUUAUAAUAAGAAAAAUACGUUAUUCGAUUGUAUUAGUAGUCAGAUUUUUUAUAAUCAUUGUACGAUUGGAAAGAAAAAAAUAUUUAAUUGACAACUUGACACAUUCCGCGUGGCAUCAAAUGUGGCA